GUGGCUUUGUUUUUGAAGACCCAAGCAGGCGUACCUGAUGGGGUCAUUUGUGAACUGUUAAGUCGUCUAAGCCUUUAAUUUAUGGUUUACCAAACAUGUGAGAUUUAUACGGUGACUGCUGCAUGAUGAAGAUGAUGUUUUCAGACAUGGCUGAUUUACAAGACUACACUGCUCAAGUGUUGCUAAUAAUAUCCACCAUGUUGGUUGGAUCCAUAAUAAUAAGGAGAAGAAGAAAACAAAAUCAAAUAAAGCUUCCACCGAGCCCACCAUCCCUACCCAUCAUUGGACACCUCCACCUUCUCUCUCCAUUACCGCACCAAGAUUUCCACAAGCUCUCAACCACCUAUGGACCCAUCAUCCACCUCUGCCUCGGCUCUGCCACUUGCGUGGUGGCUUCCACCGCUGAAGCCGCCAAAGAGUUCCUCAAAAUCCACGAAACCUCCUUCUCCAACCGCCCCACAAAAACCGUAGCCGUGGAGAGCCUAUCCUAUGGAUUCAAAGACUUCGUGUUUGCCCCGUACGGACCCUAUUGGAAGUUCAUGAAGAAGGUGUGUAUGUCGGAGCUCCUGGGCGGAAAAAUGCUCCACCAGCUCCUCCACGUGAGGCAGCAAGAGAGGAAGAGGUUCCUUAGCGGUUUGGCAAAGAAAGGGUUGGCCGGUGAGGCUGUAGAUGUUGGGGCAGAACUCAUGAUGCUGACCAACAACGUGAUAUCGAUGAUGACGAUGAGGCAGAAGAGUUGUUCUGAGGGGAGAGGAGAAGCGGAGGCGCUGAGAAAGGUGGUGGAGGACACGGUGGAGCUGAGCGGGAAGUUCAACGUGUCGGAUUUCUUGUGGUUCAUGAAGAGUGUUGAUGUUCAGGGAUUCAAGAAGAGGCUGAAGGAGAUUCGGGUAAGGUUCGAUGCCUUGCUGGACAGAGUGAUUGAGGAGCAUCAACGUGAAAGAAGAAAGAAGAAGGAAGAGGGUUCGACGACCGGUGAUGACGAUGAUGUUAAGGAUAUACUUGAUGUCCUUCUUGACAUAUCCGAAGAUGAAACUGCUGAAAUCAAAUUGGAUACAGACAACAUCAAAGCCUUCAUCAUGGACAUACUGGUGGGGGGGACUGACACAACAGCUGUGACAAUGGAGUGGGCGAUGGCUGAAUUAAUCAACAAUCCUGGCGUUAUGGAGAAAGCACGUGAAGAGAUCGAUGCAGUUGUUGGAAAUAAGAACAGGAUCGUUGAAGAAUGUGACAUUCCCAACCUCCCUUACAUACAAGCCAUUGUGAAAGAAACACUAAGGCUUCACCCUCCAGGUGCAUUGAUCGUGAGGGAAUGUUCUAGAACUGCCACGGUUGAUGGCUAUCACAUUCCAGCAAGGACUCGUUUGUUUAUCAAUGCAUGGUCCAUUGGAAGGGACCCAAACCAUUGGGAGAAUCCCCUUGACUUCAGGCCUGAGAGGUUCAUCGAUCAAAAUGGGAGUGCGUUGACUCAUUUGGAUGUUAGGGGUCAACACUUUGAGUUGAUUCCGUUCGGAAGUGGAAGAAGAAUGUGCCCUGGAAUUUCUCUGGCUUUGCCGCUUGCAUAUGUGACACUGGCUUCGAUGCUUCAGUGUUUUGAAUGGAAGCUUGUCAAUGGUGGUGGUGAUGGGAUCGUUGACAUGGAAGAGAAGGCUGGCCUUGUUGUUCCCAGGGCUCACCCUGUUAUAUGUGUCCCUCUUCCUAGGCUUUAUCCGUUUCCAUCUAUAUGAUAUCAAAUACAGACUCAUAUCUUGGUCCUUGUAGUGAUUUAUAAGUUAUAACUUGUGAUAAUUUUAUUCUGUAUGAUUUAUUGGAAGG
Molecule: messenger RNA, 1812 nt
Organism: Arachis duranensis
Lineage: Eukaryota; Viridiplantae; Streptophyta; Magnoliopsida; Fabales; Fabaceae
Product: cytochrome P450 93A3
Exons: 3
Coding region: 123-1724 (533 amino acids)
Molecular function (GO): oxidoreductase activity, acting on paired donors, with incorporation or reduction of molecular oxygen; monooxygenase activity; iron ion binding
Source: RefSeq, a predicted model, not a curated record